CCGGUCCCGGUUCGAUCCCGGCCCGAUCCCGGUUCGAUCCCGGCCCGAUCCCGGUUCGGCUGCCCCGGGUCCAUGGAGCCGACCGAGGUGGAGUUCCUGGCCGAGAAGGAGCUGGUGACGAUCGUGCCCAACUUCAGCCUCGACCGGAUUCACCUCAUCGGGGGAGAUCUGGGUCCCUUCAAUCCUGGUUUGCCAGUGGAAGUGCCUGUGUGGUUGGCCAUUAAUCUGAAGCAGAGGCAGAAGUGUCGGCUCAUUCCCCCAGAAUGGAUGGAUGUUGGGAAACUGGAGGAAAUCCGGGAUCAGGAGCGGAAAGAGGACACCUUCACUCCAAUGCCCAGCCCCUACUACAUGGAGCUCACCAAGCUGCUGCUGAACUAUGCCUCUGACAACAUCCCGAGGGCGGACGAGAUCCGGACGCUGGUGAAGGACACGUGGGACACGCGCAUGGCCAAGCUGCGCCUGUCCGCCGACAGCUUCGUGCGGCAGCAGGAGGCUCACGCCAAGCUGGAUAACUUAACCCUGAUGGAGAUCAACACCACUGGGACUUUCCUCACCCAGGCCUUGGACCACAUGUACAAGCUCCGGACUAACCUCCAGCCUGGCGAGAGCUCCCACUCCCAGGAGUUCUGACGGGGAGCUGGGAAGGAGCUGGGAAGGAGCUGCUCAUGUGGGCAGCCCCACCUCCCUCAGGGACCUGCCCACCCUCACAGCUCCCCUCAGGCCCGGCUGGGGGUUGCUCUAGAGCUGCUGGAGCAUCCCCAGAGCCUCAGGGCAGGGGGCUUUUGCCCUCCCUCCCCCAGGGGUUUUUUUUACUCUCCCUCCUGGGGUUGUCCCCACCCUCCCUUGGAGCACUUUUGCCCCUAACCUCCCCACCUUUUUGUCAUCCCUCAAAAACAGCACCAGAUCCCCCAAAACACGACUUUAUUCAGAGCCCAGCCCUGUCCGUGUCCCCUUCCCUAUUUACAGCUCUGGGAUGUGGCACUGAGGGUGACACAGGGCACAGGGGACAUCAGUGCUGUGUCACUCUGUCCUGUCCCUGUGUCUUCCCCCUUGGAGUCACCAUGUCCUGUCCUUAUCCCAGUCCAGGUGCCCCCCAGCUUGGUGUCACCACAUCCCCUCACCUGUGGCACAACUCAUGUGACCCCAGCUGUGUCACCACAUCCUGCCCAUUAAACACUCCAUGUGUCCCCUGGCAUGGUGGCACCUUGUCCCCUGUUUGUGGCACAGUCCCUGCGUCCCCCAAGAGGGUGGCCCACUGUCCUU
Molecule: messenger RNA, 1263 nt
Organism: Pyrgilauda ruficollis (rufous-necked snowfinch)
Lineage: Eukaryota; Metazoa; Chordata; Aves; Passeriformes; Passeridae
Gene: GINS2
Product: GINS complex subunit 2
Exons: 5
Coding region: 73-630 (185 amino acids)
Biological process (GO): DNA replication; double-strand break repair via break-induced replication
Cellular component (GO): nucleus; GINS complex
Source: RefSeq, a predicted model, not a curated record